GUUUCUUUUACAAUCACUUCUAAAUUCAACUUAAAACAAUUCAUAUUGAUUCACUGAUUCUGUUAUGUUGAGACGUAAGUGCUUUAGAUUAUGACUGCUAUCUGACGGGAUGUGUCAGAUGGUUUGUUUUUAUUAAUAGCGGUAUUUAUGGAUCUGAAUGAAAGCAGACACACGACUUCUGUGAUGCAUAUGAGACUGUAUGGGUGGGCUCAGCAGCCCUCAGGAACACGCCCAGAUAUAUAAAGUAGAGGAGGAGGAUGAAGGGGUCAGAUCUGCUCUACCUGUGCCGCUAUGCGCGCUCGACACGAGCUGGACACACCUUGACGGUGGAGCUACAUGUGUCCUUGUUGGAAAUCCAGGCUAUUUCAAACGGACUUUAGGCCUAUUUAAUUGCUGAUAGACUGACUAUUCAACCUGAAGGCUCAGUUUCUCGUUACCUUUGAGCGAAACGAGACAGGACCAUCAUGAGCAGAAGAACACGCCGCUGGAUAUUUCACAUGUUCCUAUGUCUCGGAAUAAUCUACUUGAAAAUGGGGCGAUUCUCCACCGUGCUGGCGCUGGGAGCGAGCAUCAUAUGCAGCAAGAUCCCGGGACUGGCGCCCAGGCAGCGCAUCAUCUGUCAGAGCCGGCCGGACGCGCUCAUCGUGAUCGGACAGGGCGCGCAGAUGGGCAUCAACGAGUGCCAGUUCCAGUUCAAGCACGGCCGCUGGAACUGCUCCGCGCUCGGCGAGAGGACCGUCUUCGGAAAAGAGCUGAGAGUGGGCAGUAAAGAGGCUGCGUUCACGUACGCCAUCAUCGCAGCAGGAGUGGCUCAUGCCGUCACAGCCGCCUGCACGCAGGGAAACCUCAGCGACUGCAGCUGUGACAAAGACAAGCAGGGCUUCCACGGUCACUCCGACGGCUGGAAAUGGGGCGGCUGCUCGGCAGACAUCCACCACGGCCUGGGCUUCUCCAAAGUCUUUAUGGACGCCAGAGAGAUCAAACACAGCGCCAGGACGCUUAUGAAUCUGCAUAACAACGAAGUAGGGCGAAAGGUCCUGGAGAGGAGCAUGCGGCUGGAGUGUAAAUGCCACGGUGUGUCUGGAUCCUGCACCACCAGAACCUGCUGGAUGACCCUCCCCAAGUUUCGCGAGCUCGGCUACAUCCUCAAAGACAAAUACAGCCACGCUGUCCACGUGGAGCCGGUCAAAGCCACGCGCCACAAGCGGCCCACUUUCCUCAAGAUCAAAAAGCCCUACUCGUACCGCAAGCCCAUGGACACGGAUCUGGUGUACAUCGAGAAAUCACCCAGCUACUGCGAGGCGGACCCCGUGACUGGCAGCGUGGGCACUCGGGGCCGGGUGUGCAAUAAGACGCUGAUGCACCAUCCCAACGGCUGCGAGCUGAUGUGCUGCGGCCGUGGAUACAACACACACCAGUAUUCACGCGUCUGGCAGUGCCACUGCAAGUUCUUCUGGUGCUGCUACGUCAAAUGCAACACUUGCAGCGAGAGGACAGAGGUGUACACAUGCAAAUGAGCGAUGCUUAUGGAAAAGGUAAGGGUCUUUCAUCCUGACAUUAAAAGAUGACUCAAUCAGGUGGCAUUUGUACUUUUGCACAAGACCUUACUUCAGACUCACUCUAAUGGAAAAUCGUCAAGAUUGUCAAAGCUUUACUCUGGAGAAAGAAUUGCGUGAGAAGGAACGUGGAACUAAAAGUGUAAAUGACUGUACCUUUGAUGCCACACAGCUUUCCUCUCUUUCUUCCAUAAAUCCUGAAGCUGUCUGGAUUAAAAGAAGGCUCUCUGUAAAACUCAUAACAACGACCUGCACCUUGAUUGUACCAAUGGAGCUACUGAGACAUGGACGUCUUGCAGGCAUGCAGCGAAACGUACAGAGACAUUGACAAAUAGAGCAAAACAGCAGGGUUCCAGAAGUAGAGGAGAGGACUUUCUUUUAAUUUUUUGCUACAAAUCAAC
This is a messenger RNA of Sinocyclocheilus rhinocerous, 1957 nucleotides long. RefSeq names its product protein Wnt-7a-like. Lineage: Eukaryota; Metazoa; Chordata; Actinopteri; Cypriniformes; Cyprinidae. Gene Ontology annotation, cellular component: extracellular region. The coding region runs from base 465 to 1517 and encodes 350 amino acids. The transcript is spliced from 4 exons. The record is from RefSeq and is a predicted model, not a curated record. Gene Ontology annotation, molecular function: frizzled binding; cytokine activity. Gene Ontology annotation, biological process: neuron differentiation; multicellular organism development; canonical Wnt signaling pathway.